AUGUGUCUGCAUUCCUUUUUUUUCUUAUCUAAUACUGUUCAUACAUACCUAUAUCAGGUUGUAUUGAUCUAUGUUAGACUGGUUAUAAUUUUCUGUGAUUCUAUCUAUCCUGAUCUGUUUCUGUAUAUCUAUCUCCAUCUUUUAAUAUCUAUCCAAAUUUAUUCAUUAUCUACUGUUGAGUGUCUUAGUAUGUCCAUAUCUACCUCAUAUAUCACUGUCUAUUUAUCUAUCUCUAACAUCUAUCUAUCUAUCUAUCUAUCUCUAACAGCUAUCUAUCUAUCUAUCUAUCUAUCUAUCUAUCUAUCUCUAACAGCUAUCCUAUCUAUCUAUCUAUCUAUCUAUCUAUCUAUCUAUCUCUCCCAUUUAUAUCUAUCUAUCUAUCAAUCCCAUCUAUCUAAUCUAUCUAUCUAUCUAUCUAUCUAUCUAUCUCUAAAAUAUCUCUCUCUAUAUUUUUCUCUCUUCAAAAAUCUAUGCCUGCAAGCUAUCUCUUUAAAAAAUACCUCCCUAUCUAUCUAUCUGUUUUUAACAAUUCAUGUCUUCUCUUUAAAAGAGUUUGUCUUCAUAUUUCUGUAUCUGCCUCAGUGUUGCUAUCUAGCAGACCAUGUUUGCCUAUAUCUUUAG
Molecule: messenger RNA, 621 nt
Organism: Acanthosepion pharaonis
Lineage: Eukaryota; Metazoa; Mollusca; Cephalopoda; Sepiida; Sepiidae
Source: the annotation of a GenBank genome assembly